This is a messenger RNA of Trichomonas vaginalis G3, 339 nucleotides long. RefSeq lists its product as uncharacterized. The record is from RefSeq and is a predicted model, not a curated record. NCBI's taxonomy places the organism in Eukaryota, Parabasalia, Trichomonadida, Trichomonadidae. The annotation marks the transcript as partial. The transcript has a single exon.
AUGAAACACAUGCAAGAUUGCAAGUUCUUUUCAUACAAUGCUCUCGCUACUGCCAUCAAGAAUGAGUUCAAUAAUGCUUCAAAUGUUAAUGUUAUCUUUAACAAGAAGUUUGUGAAAGAAUCUAAGUUUGGUCAGUAUGUCAGACCAUUAGCUAUCGUCAUUGACCGCAAACGUUAUACUUCACAAGAGUUAGCAGUAGUUUUGAAACAAAAGAGUUUCUUCGUGAAUGUCAAAGAUACUCAUUAUACUGUCAUAAAGAACUCUAACAUUGACUUCUUCAGUAUUGCUUUAAAUCUUUCCGAACAGAAAGAAUAUAAGAAGGGUGAAACAAAUGUGAAA